Heterobasidion irregulare TC 32-1 is the source of this 219-nucleotide messenger RNA. RefSeq lists its product as uncharacterized. The record is from RefSeq and is a predicted model, not a curated record. The annotation marks the transcript as partial. NCBI's taxonomy places the organism in Eukaryota, Fungi, Basidiomycota, Agaricomycetes, Russulales, Bondarzewiaceae. The transcript has a single exon.
GAUGAGCAUGCACCCGUGCUAGGGUCCGAGGGAGGUAUUCGGGAAGCUUUGGGGAGAUACCGAACAGCGCUAGACAAGUACCGAAGACACCGACUUUUACCGAACACAGUCGGUCCCUACCUGACCGACGACAAGCCACCGAAGGACGUUCGGCAGCACUUGGGUCAGUUCGCCCACACUUCACGUACUUACCAUGAUCACAUAGGAGUGUUACAAUAA